AUCUAAGUGAGCUCAACAUCUGUCUAAGAUUCGUGUCGUUAUUUUCCCGAUUAUGUCCCUUGUCCAGAAAAAUAAAGUGAAAGACUUAAAUUACGACUCCACCAGUGAAACGGCCCAACUCCGAUUACGAAGUUGUUGUUCAACCUCGAUGAUCUGCAACCAGUUCAGUCGUAAUUAAAGCUGUAGAGCUGAGCUUGUUGAAAAUGGACUGUAGACUUUAUUUCAGUGUUUUAUUUGGUGUUUUGUUGAUGGAAUUUGCCAAAUGUAAGUUCUUUUAAGACUUAAAGUCCUUUUUUUUUUAUUUGACAUAUUCAUUAAAAUCAUCUAAACAUUAUUUCUUGCUCCAAUUUUUUAAAAUAUAUAUUUAUUAUUUUGAAUAUAAUUAAAGUGUAUAUCAAAUGUGUGCAUGUUUAAUACGACCAUGUAUAAUAAUGUUUGACAUUGUGGAACUAAAUUUACUAUCUUUACAGUUUAAACAGGUUCCAUACCUUUUAAAGCUUUAUUUGAGAGCCCGUUGCCAUAGAAACAUGAUUCAACCUAGAAACGAAAUAAGCAGUUAUAUUUAAUCUUUUUUUUUUUUUUUUUUCUUUUGUUUUUUUUUUCUCUUAUACUGAAUGAUAACGUGGAAAAUCGAAAACAACUUAUCUGAUAGAACAUUUAAUUUCGAUUUUUUAGGAUAUUAAUAAUUAAUUCAUAGAUCAGAUCCAUAUGUUAAGCGUCUUAUACGUUACCUUGAGCCCAGCAUAUUUAAUUUAUGUGAGAUGUUCAACUUAUUUUCAACCACAAAGGGAUUCUCUCGACUCCAUCCAUUGAUGCCCACUCCUUCCACCGAUGUUUAAGUUAGCUCCUAAAUUACAACAAUUUCUCCACCUAAUAAUAAUUCUUUUUAUGUUUAUAGGAAAUCAAUUCAAACUUCAAAUGAUUUUAAUAUUUAUUUGACUUUCUUAGCGUCUUACAUAGCGUUGGAGUCAAACACGUCCGUCAUCCAUCCCAUAUUGACCAAGAAACUACAGAUGCGAUGCGCCGUCAGAAGGGAUGCAAAUUUCGGACAGGGGUCAGAGACGCAAACCCAACUUUACAACCUCAUCACGGCGAGCCAAACUAAACACGCGUCUGAUAGGAUGAGCACACCGGAGAGGAAAGAUUCCGAAGGACUGAACUCGUCGUCGUCCCAUGCCGAUCUGUAUCGUCUUUUGUCUAUUGUCAUCACCGUCGGCGACAGGGACAACAUUGCUAGUGUGACCGGAUGUGACGCCCCCAUCGUGGAGGAAAACUUUUCCGAGAAAAUCCACGCGGACGGAAGCUGUGACUCGUCUCCUGGCGACGACGAACAGGGUUAUCUCCUCCUCACUCUGGAUAGACCCCUCGCUAAACACGCGGGAACCUUCACAUGCGAGGCCUCCGCCCUUGACUCGGAGAAAAACCCCAUCUCAAUUAGAACAUCUUUGAGAAUCCUCGCGGUUGAGCCCACGCUUGCAGACGCCGUCGAGUACAUCUCAAUCAACGACAAACACAUCGCAGAUUUGAAAGAGCAGAUCGUCCAACUCAGAGAAGAAAGUGAGACGAUUAAAGAGGGGCAAUCUAAGAUGGAGCAUUUCGAAUAUAACAAGAUCAAAGGACAAAAUAUCCAGACUGGUGGCGCGACGUGUGACAGACACACCAUCACAUUCGCGAGGCCGUACAAGGAGCCGCCCACGGUGUUUGUGGCCAUUCAAAGCGUCACCUCGAAUUCCAAUUACUUCUCCACCAACAGCGUCACUGUGGAAGAGGUCGAUGAAGAGUCCUUCACUAUCAAUUGCGUAGCCGGCAGCUACCUCACGGCAACGUUUCAAUGGCUGGCCAUCGAUAACUAACUUUACUCUUGUCCGGUGAUGCACCUGGCCGAUUAUGUAAGAAUUCUAGAUUUCCAUAGAUUAGCGAUUUAAUAUCUUUAGGAAUAAAACAGAGCCGGACGUCUUAUUUCGAAUACUCACUAGAACGUCGAUCAUCCGAACCAAUUGUAGUUCGACUCAGGGGACUCAUCCGAUUUCAAAAAUAAAUAUGUUGUUAGUCAUGUUUAGAGAUGCGACUGCAUUGACUUCAAAUCACGUUGCUAUUUGAUUAUUAUUCUCAUUUUAACUUACGAGAGGGCGUUCUUCCCAGACUUUAUAUGAGUGGCGUAACAUAAGACCCUUCGCGGACCAACCCUUUGGGGAAACCUAGUUAUAUCAAAGGCGCCAUGACUCAAACAAUUUUGGGAACAUCUGGCUUAUUCUAAAAGCGUAUAGUAUGUUGAUGUUGUUUUUUAAACAUUAUAUCAUUUAUAAUGUUCAUUUAAUUUUACAUAUUCUAUAAAUACCUUAUAUAUUUUUCAUUUUUUCAAGAUUAUCAGACACACUCAACAUAUGUUUUAUAUCGAAGCAUGCGAUGACAAGGGGCAUAUUUUACUUUUGGAAAUGUAAACUUCAAGUUUUAACUUUAUAGCCCCGCCCCAAACUUUGCUUUUGAGGUGCCUGGGAUCAUUCAAGAAAGAUGGCCAUUGAAAUAUCUAGAACAAACCAGUGUAAAUGAGAUUGUGAUAAUACUAAGGCCCUUCAUCUCGGAUGCCAGGCAGGUAGAACACGAGAGCGCUUGGCACGUUGUCCAGUUUGUCCUAGGCAACGAGUCUAUGUGCGAAGUUUCAGCUUGAUUUGUUGACUGGAGGUGGGUUAAUUAACCGUCCGAAGAUUUUUUCCAACCAGCAAGCAACGUACAAAAGUGAUGUUUAUAUAAGGGAUUUAACAAAAUUACACACUGUCAAUAUUUUGUUUUGAUGACGUGGCUAUUACUUAAUGAAUGUAAAUAAAUAAAUAUUUUAUUCAACAAA
This is a messenger RNA of Lymnaea stagnalis (great pond snail), 2845 nucleotides long. The record is from the annotation of a GenBank genome assembly. NCBI's taxonomy places the organism in Eukaryota, Metazoa, Mollusca, Gastropoda, Lymnaeidae.